Molecule: messenger RNA, 1125 nt
Organism: Gorilla gorilla gorilla (western lowland gorilla)
Lineage: Eukaryota; Metazoa; Chordata; Mammalia; Primates; Hominidae
Gene: TPPP3
Product: tubulin polymerization promoting protein family member 3
Exons: 5
Coding region: 228-758 (176 amino acids)
Biological process (GO): microtubule bundle formation; positive regulation of protein polymerization; microtubule polymerization
Cellular component (GO): microtubule
Molecular function (GO): tubulin binding
Source: RefSeq, a predicted model, not a curated record
GCCUGGGCUGCAGUCCCACCCGGGAGCCGGCAGGGAGCGGAGCUGCGGAGCCGCCUGGUCUCCCGCGUCCAUCGGUCCAUUCCUGCGUCCUUCUGUCCGUCCGAACGCACACUUCAGGAGCAGCCGCGAGGAGUGAGCACUGCACGCAGGAUCCGCCCAGUGCUUGGGCCAAGCACCCUGUGGCAUCCAAGCUCCCCUGGACGUUACCCUUGGUGAACCAAGGUGGCAUGGCAGCGAGCACAGACAUCGCUGGGCUGGAGGAGAGCUUCCGCAAGUUUGCCAUCCACGGUGACCCCAAGGCCAGUGGGCAAGAGAUGAAUGGCAAGAACUGGGCCAAGCUGUGCAAGGACUGCAAGGUGGCUGAUGGAAAGUCCGUGACAGGGACCGAUGUGGACAUCGUCUUCUCCAAAGUCAAGGGGAAGUCUGCUCGGGUCAUCAACUAUGAGGAGUUCAAGAAGGCCCUGGAAGAGCUGGCAACCAAGCGAUUCAAGGGGAAGAGCAAGGAGGAGGCCUUUGAUGCCAUCUGCCAGCUGGUGGCAGGCAAAGAGCCAGCCAAUGUGGGUGUCACCAAAGCAAAAACAGGGGGUGCUGUAGACCGGCUGACGGACACCAGCAGAUACACGGGCUCCCACAAGGAGCGCUUCGACGAGAGCGGCAAGGGCAAGGGCAUUGCGGGACGGCAGGACAUCCUGGACGACAGUGGCUACGUGAGCGCCUACAAGAAUGCAGGCACCUACGAUGCCAAGGUGAAGAAGUGAGGCUUGGGAAGACCGCCCCGCCAAGUGCGGCUGCCCCUGCCAGAGGCUCAGGCCUGGGUCUAAGGGGCACGUGGAGCAAGAGAUCCUGGUCCCCUCCCUGCUGGACCUGCCACCCAGAGCUUCCUGCCUAGUCCCACCGGGCCGGCCCACCAGGCCUCUGACCCAGGCUGCUCUGCGGCCCCUUCCUCCUCCUCUUCCUGCUCCAACUUCUGUCCACCUGGGGACAGUCUGUGCCUGUAGCCUCAUGACCCCAACCCAGCCCCAGGCAUGGCUAACCCCUGCCUGCUUGCCUCAUAUUUAAGCUGCUGCUCUGGCCAAGUGCCUAAUUUUAACCCAGACCUCAAUAAAGACACCUUUUGUACCAAUA